AGGUCUCAGCUGGUCCUGCCAUUCCAGAGAAACAGGGAAAAGGUACCCCUUUUCUCAGACUCCCCUGAAGUGUAUGGUUUACUCUGAACCCAGAGACUGAUGACACGUCUGCCGGUGUUGCUGGGUGCAGCUAUAAGUUACUAGGGGAAAGUGUUUGAGGGGGAGAAGUCAGAGGUGACUUUGCCCCCUCCCUCAAUUCCAGAUGAGGAAACACAGGCCUGAAAAGGGAAAGUGACCGCCUCAAGGUCUCAUGCCCUGGAGGACCCAGCAGGAAUCCAAGACCUCUGAAAAGGAAGGGCAGGACUCUUAACACCGCUGGGGGUGUGGUCAUGGGGACACAGGUUUUCCAUCCAUGGAAGGCCCUGAAAGAUUUUGUCUUCCUCCCUAGGGCCAGCAUCAGAGGAGUGAAUAGCUCAGUUCACUCCUCCAUGUGCCCUGGGAGGUGGUUUGCCACUUUCACGGUUGGACUGACUUGGAGAGAAACAGAGAGCCACCCAGGGGUGGGGACGAGCUCUCUGCAAGUCAUGGCUUACAGAUCACUUGCCCAAGUGGCUCCCUAGCUCCUGGCUCCCGGCUCUGGGUCUGGGACUUUCCCCGAAGUGGAGCUGGCCACUGUGAGGAGCCGACUGGAGGCAGCUCACAGUGUGCCACCAUGGAGUUGGGGCCCCCAGAAGGCGGCUACCUGGAGCUUCUCAACAGCGAUGCUGACCCCCUGUGCCUCUACCACAUCUAUGACCAGAUGGACCUGGCUGGAGAAGAAGAGAUUGAGCUCUACUCAGAACCCGACACGGACACCAUCAACUGUGACCAGUUCAGCAGGCUGUUGUGUGACAUGGAAGGCGAUGAAGAGACCAGGGAGGCUUAUGCCAACAUCGCGGAACUGGACCAGUAUGUGUUCCAGGACUCCCAGCUGGAGGGCCUGAGCAAAGACAUUUUCAUAGAGCACAUAGGACCAGAUGAAGUGAUCGGUGACAGUAUGGAGAUGCCAGCAGAAGUUGGGCAGAAAAGUCAGAAAAGACCCUUCCCAGAGGAGCUUCCGGCAGACCUGAAGCACUGGAAGCCAGCUGAGCCCCCAACUGUGGUGACUGGCAGUUUCCUAGUGGGACCAGUGAGCAGCUCCUCCACCCUGCCCUGCCUGCCACUGCCUGCUCUGUUCAACCAGGAGCCAGCCUCCGGCCGGAUGCGCCUGGAGGAAACCGAUCAGAUGCCCAUGCCUUCCUCUUCCUCUAGUUCCUCGUUGAGCUGCCUGAAUCUCCCUGAGGGACCUGUCCAGUUUGUCCCCACCGUCUCCACUCUGCCCCAGGGGCUCUGGCAAAUCUCUGGGACUGGAACAGGGGUCUCCAGUAUAUUCAUCUACCACGGUGAGGUGCCCCAGGCCAGCCAAGUACCCCCUCCCAGUGGACUCACUGUCCAUGGCCUCCCGACAUCUCCAGACCGACCAGGCUCCACCAGCCCCUUCGCUCCAUCAGCCACUGACCUGCCCAGCAUGCCUGAACCUGCCCUGACCUCCCGAGCAAACGCGACAGAGCACAAGACGUCCCCCACCCAAUGCCAGGCAGCUGGAGAGGUCUCCAACAAGCUUCCAAAAUGGCCUGAGCCGGUGGAGCAGUUCUACCACUCACUGCAGGACACGUAUCAGGCCGAGCCUGCAGGCCCCGAUGGCAUCCUGAUGGAGGUGGAUCUGGUGCAGGCCAGGCUGGAGAGGAGCAGCAGCAAGAGCCUGGAGCGGGAACUGGCCACCCCGGACUGGGCAGAACGGCAGCUGGCCCAAGGAGGCCUGGCUGAGGGGCUGCUGGCUGCCAAGGAGCGCCGGAGGACACGUGAGACACAAGUGAUUGCUAUGCUGGGCAAAGCUGGUCAGGGCAAGAGCUACUGGGCUGGGGCAGUGAGCCGGGCCUGGGCUUGUGGCCGGCUUCCCCAAUACGACUUUGUUUUCUCUGUGCCCUGCCACUGCUUGAACCGUCCGGGGGAUGUCUACCGCCUGCAGGACCUGCUCUUCUCCCUGGGCCCACGGCCACUCGUGGCAGCUGAUGAGGUUUUCAGCCACAUCGUGAAGAGACCUGACCGCGUUCUGCUCAUCCUAGAUGCCUUUGAGGAGCUGGAAGCCCAAGACGGCUUCCUGCACAGCACAUGUGGACCGGCACCGGCCGAGCCCUGCUCCCUCCGGGGACUGCUAGCUGGCCUUUUCCAGAAGAAGCUGCUCCGAGGUUGCACCCUCCUCCUCACAGCCCGGCCCCGGGGUCGCCUGGUCCAGAGCCUGAGCAAGGCCGACGCCCUGUUUGAGCUGUCCGGGUUCUCCAUGGAGCAGGCCCAAGCCUAUGUGAUGCGCUACUUUGAGUGCUCAGGGAUGACCGAGCACCAAGACAGAGCCCUGGCGCUCCUCCGGGACCGGCCAUUUCUUCUCAGUCACAGCCAUAGCCCCACUUUGUGCCGGGCAGUGUGCCAGCUCUCAGAGGCCCUACUGGAGCUUGGGGAGGAAGCCGAGCUGCCCUCCACGCUCACGGGACUCUAUGUCGGCCUGCUGGGCCGUGCAGCCCUCAGCGGCCCCCCGGGGGCCCUGGCAGAGCUGGCCAAGUUGGCCUGGGAGCUGGGCCGCAGACACCAAAGUACCAUACAGGAGGACCAAUUCCCAUCUGCAGACGUGAGGACCUGGGCGAUGGCCAAAGGCUUAGUGCAACACCCCCCAGGGGCCACAGAGUCCGAGCUGGCCUUCUCCAGCUUCCUCCUGCAAUGCUUCCUGGGGGCCCUGUGGCUGACUCUGAGUGGUGAAAUCAAGGACAAGGAGCUCCCACAGUAUCUAGCAUUGACCCCAAGGAAGAAGAGGCCCUAUGACAACUGGCUGGAGGGUGUGCCACGCUUUCUGACUGGGCUGAUCUUCCAGCCUCGCGCCCGCUGCCUGGGAGCCCUAGUCGGGCCAUCGGCGACUGCCUUGGCAGACAGGAAGCAGAAGGUGCUAGCAAGGUACUUGAAGCGGCUGCAGCCGGGGACACUGCGGGCGCGGCAGCUGCUGGAGCUGCUGCACUGCGCCCACGAGGCUGAGGAGGCUGGAAUUUGGCAGCACGUGGUGCAGGAGCUCCCUGCCCGCCUCUCUUUUCUGGGCACCCGUCUCACGCCUCCCGAUGCACACGUAUUGGGCAAGGCCUUGGAGGCUGCGGGCCAAGACUUCUCCCUGGACCUCCGCAGCACUGGCAUUGACCCCUCUGGAUUGGGGAGCCUCGUGGGACUCAGCUGUGUCACCCAUUUCAGGGCUGCCUUGAGCGACACAGUGGCGCUGUGGGAGUCCCUGCGGCAGCAUGGGGAGACGGAGCUACUUCAGGCAGCAGAGGAGAAGUUCACCAUUGAACCUUUCAAAGCCAAGUCCCUGAAGGAUGUGGAAGACCUGGAAAAGCUUGUGCAGACUCAGAGGACAAGAAGUUCCUCAGAAGACACAGCUGGGGAACUCCCUGCUGUUCGGGACCUAAAGAAACUGGAGUUUGCGCUGGGCCCCAUCUCAGGCCCCCAGGCUUUCCCCAAACUGGUGCGGAUCCUCACGGCCUUUUCCUCCCUGCAGCAUCUGGACCUGGAUGCGCUGAGUGAGAACAAGAUCGGGGACGAGGGUGUCUCGCAGCUCUCAGCCACCUUCCCCCAGCUGAAGUCCCUGGAAACCCUCAACCUGUCCCAAAACAGCAUCACUGACCUGGGUGCCUACAAACUUGCUGAGGGCCUGCCUUCACUCGCUGCAUCCCUGCUCAGGCUAAGCUUGUACAAUAAUUGCAUCUGCGACAUGGGAGCCGAGAGCCUGGCUCGUGUGCUUCCGGACAUGGUGUCCCUCCGGGUGAUGGACGUUCAGUACAACAAGUUCACGGCUGCCGGGGCCCAGCAGCUCGCUGCCAGCCUUCGGAAGUGUCCUCACGUGGAGACGCUGGCGAUGUGGACGCCCACCAUCCCGUUCAGUGUCCAGGAACACCUGCAACAACAGGAUUCACGGAUCAGCCUGAGAUGAUCCCAGCUGUGCUUUGGACAGGCACGUUCUCUGAGAACACCGAUCACGCUGGACCUUGAACUGGGUACUUGUGGACACAGCUCUUCUCCAGGCUGCAUCCCAUGAGCCUCAGCAUCCUGGCACCCGGCCCCUGCUGGUUCAGGCUUGGCCCCUGCCCGACUGCGGAAUGAACCACGUCUUGCUCUGCUGACAGACACAGACCCGGCUCCAGGCUUCUUUAGCAUCCAGUUGGAUGGAUGCCUGGUGGCAGCUGCCGUCCACCCAGGAGCCCUGAGGCCUUCCCUGCAGGACAUUGCGGACGACCACGGCCAGGCCAGAGAGAGUGAUGGAGGCAGCCCCAUUCUGCUUGCCCAGGCCCCUGCCACCCUGGGAAGAAAGUACUUCUUUUUUUUAUUUUUAGACAAGAGUCUCACUGUUGCUCAGGCUGGAGUGCAGUGGUACGAUCUGGGCUCACUGAAACCUCCGCCUCUUGGGUUCGAGCAAUUCUCCUGCUUCAGCCUCUGGAGUAGCUGGGACUACAGGCACCUACCAUCACAUCCGGUUAAUUUUUUUAUUUUUAGUAGAGACAGGAUUUUGCCAUGUUGGUCAGGCUGGUCUCAAACUCUUGACCUCAGCUGAUCCGCCCACUUCAGCCUCCCAAAGUGGUGGGAUUACAGUCGUGAACCACCGCACCCAGCCACGGAGAAAGUACUUCUCCACCCUGCUCUCCGACCAGACACCUUGACAGGGCACACCGAGCACUGAGAAGACACGAUGGGCAACCUCCAGCCUACUAAUUCCCCACAUUGCAACAGGCUGGGCUUCUGUGGCAGCUACUUUUGUCUGUGGAACUCAAUGCAGUGACUUUGUUGGCCAAAGCCAAAGCUAGGCCUGGCCAGAUGCACCGGCCCCUAGCAGGGAAACAGCUAAUGGGACACUAAUGGGGUGGUGAGAGGGGAACAGACUGGAAGCACAGCUUCAUUUCCUGUGUCUUUUUUCACUACAUUAUGUCUCUUUAAUGUCACAGGCGGGUCCAGGGUUUGAGUUCAUACCCUGUUACCAUUUUGGGGUACCCACUGCUCUGGUUAUCCAAUACAUAACAAGCCACUCCAAAACAUAGUGGCUUAAAACAACACACACAUUUA
Piliocolobus tephrosceles (Ugandan red Colobus) is the source of this 5106-nucleotide messenger RNA. It is a transcript of the gene CIITA, whose product is annotated as class II major histocompatibility complex transactivator. Gene Ontology annotation, biological process: positive regulation of transcription by RNA polymerase II; positive regulation of MHC class I biosynthetic process; positive regulation of MHC class II biosynthetic process. Gene Ontology annotation, molecular function: ATP binding; protein binding. The record is from RefSeq and is a predicted model, not a curated record. NCBI's taxonomy places the organism in Eukaryota, Metazoa, Chordata, Mammalia, Primates, Cercopithecidae. Bases 653 to 3982 code for a protein of 1109 amino acids. The transcript has 20 exons.